Messenger RNA from Lasiodiplodia theobromae, 1509 nucleotides. RefSeq names its product Amine oxidase. The record is from RefSeq and is a predicted model, not a curated record. NCBI's taxonomy places the organism in Eukaryota, Fungi, Ascomycota, Dothideomycetes, Botryosphaeriales, Botryosphaeriaceae. The transcript is spliced from 2 exons. Bases 1 to 1509 code for a protein of 502 amino acids. Gene Ontology annotation, molecular function: oxidoreductase activity.
AUGGAGAAGAAGAGGAUCGCAGUUGUGGGCAGCGGAAUCACCGGUAUUGGUGCUCUCUAUGCCCUUCGAAAUACCCCCCACGAAGUGCACCUCUUUGAGGCUGCCGACCGUCUAGGCGGUCACACCAAUACGGUGCAGUUCAGUCAUGAAGACCGCAAGACUCCGGUCGACACCGGAUUCAUUGUGCUUAAUACCGCUACUUACCCAAACUUCAUCGCAUUCCUCAAGGAGCUCAACGUUGAGACGGUGGAAACUGCCAUGACCUUUGGCAUCUCUCGUGACGAGGGAGCAUUCGAAUGGUCCGGAACUUCGCUCUCUUCCAUCUUCGCGCAGCGUGAAAACCUCUUCCGCCCUUCCCAUUGGCGCAUGAUAUUCGACAUCAUCCGCUUCAACCAAUUUGCUCUCAAUCUUCUCCAGGAUGAAUCCGGUGUCGACCUUGAACUCAGCAUCGGAGAGUAUCUGGAUCGAGAGGGAUAUUCUGCCAGCUUCAGGGAUGACUACUUGAUCCCUAUGACUGCCUGCGUGUGGAGCACCGGUGCCGAUAAAUGUGCUCUGGAGUUCCCUGCCCUAACCUUAAUUCGCUUCCUUUGGAACCAUCACCUCCUAAGCACCAUCAGUGUACGCCCGCCAUGGUUGACAGUAAAGAAUGGCUCCCGGUCCUACAUCAAUGCAGUUAUGCGGAACUUCCCAUCUGACAGGGUUCAUCUCUCCACUCCUGUCAAGAGCGUAACAAAUGAGGAUGGCAAGGUGGUUGUCGAACUACCAAACGGCCAACGAGAUGUCUUUGACGACGUCAUUCUAGCAUGCCACGGGAACCAGGCCCGAGACAUCAUCUCCUCGUCUGCUACGGCUGAGGAGAAAGAGAUUAUGAGCGCUUUUCACACAUCUCCCAAUACUGUCUUCUUGCAUUCGGACACCGCACUCAUGCCCCGCCGCCAGGCUGCUUGGUCUUCCUGGAAUUACCUCACGACGAGCUCUCCUACGGCACUAAGACCCAGGGUUUCAAAGAAGGGCUCUUCGUCUGGUGCGCUGAGCACUGUGUCUUUGACAUACAACAUGAACAUCCUACAGCACAUCCCGGUAUCCGAGUACGGCCACGUUCUCGUCACCAUGAACCCGCCACACAUGCCAAGACCUGAACUUACGCAAGCAGCCAUACAAUAUGCACACCCGCUCUACACUGCUGCAGCGGUCAAAUCGCAGGAACUACUUCCUACGAUCCAAGGCAAGAGGGGCAUCUGGUAUGCCGGUGCGUGGACUGGCUAUGGUUUCCACGAGGACGGGUUUUCGUCCGGGAUAAGGGUGGCCUGUGAGGGCCUGGGUGGUGACGUGCCAUGGGAGAGGGUCGAAACGAAGUUUAUCAGGGGAAAUAAGCCUCACUUCACAAUGAAGGAUUACGUCGUUCGCGUCUUUAUUACUAUCCUAUUGAUAUGGAUUAGAUUGGUGGAGACUGCGAUGGCACGGUUUGGGAUUUGGCAGCCUAAGACAGGAAAGGGGAAGGUCGCAUAA